Messenger RNA from Acanthosepion pharaonis, 786 nucleotides. The record is from the annotation of a GenBank genome assembly. NCBI's taxonomy places the organism in Eukaryota, Metazoa, Mollusca, Cephalopoda, Sepiida, Sepiidae.
AUGAUCCUUUCAGACCCACCCCCUCUCCUUGUUAUACAUACCGUUAAAUCUGUGAAACUUUUUUCUUCUUUUUGUUUUCUUUCCUUCCAUUUUUCUUUCUUUCCUUCCUUUCUUUCUUUUUCUUUCUUUCCUUCCUUCCUUUCUUUUUCUUUCUUUCCUUCCUUUCUUUCUUUUUCUUUCUUUCCUUCUUUCUUUUCUUUUCUUUUCUUUCUUUUUCUUUCUUUCCUUCCUUUCUUUCUUUUUUCUUCUUCCUUCCUUUCUUUCUUUUCUUUCUUUCCCUUCUUUUCUUUCCUUUCUUUCUUUUUCUUUCUUUUUUCUUUCUUUUUCUUUCUUUCCUUUCUUUCCUUUCUUUUCUUUCCUUUCUUUUCCUUUCCUUUCCUUUCUUUCUUCCUUCCUUUCCUUUCUUUCCUUUCUUUUCCUUCCUUUCUUUCCUUCCUUCCUUCCUUUUUUUUCUUUUCUUCCUUUCUUUUUCUUUUCUUCCUUUCUUUUUUCUUUUUCCCUUUUUUCUUUUUCUUCCUUUUUUUUUUUUUCUUCCUUUCUUUUUCUUUUCUUCCUUUUCUUUCUUUUCCUUCCUUUUUUUUUUCUUCCUUCCUUUUCUUUCCUUUUUUUUUCUUUCCCUUUCCUUUUUUUUCAUUCCCUUUCCUUUUUUCAUUCUUUUCUUUUCUUUCCUUCCUUUCUUUUUUUUUUCCUUUUUUUUUUCCUUCUUUCUUUCCUUCCUUCCUUUCUUUUUUCUUUCCAGCGAAGCCAUCAGGAUGCAGGCUUGGUAGAAGAUUUGAGCACGAGUGA